Messenger RNA from Otolemur garnettii (small-eared galago), 1029 nucleotides. It is a transcript of the gene HSD17B12, whose product is annotated as hydroxysteroid 17-beta dehydrogenase 12. The transcript is spliced from 11 exons. Gene Ontology annotation, cellular component: endoplasmic reticulum. Gene Ontology annotation, molecular function: oxidoreductase activity. Lineage: Eukaryota; Metazoa; Chordata; Mammalia; Primates; Galagidae. The record is from RefSeq and is a predicted model, not a curated record. Bases 81 to 1019 code for a protein of 312 amino acids.
CGGUCGGCGCCUCCGCCUCCCUCUGGUUUCAUUCAUCCGUUUUUUUCAUUCACUAAGGUAGUGAGGCCUACUCGACAGCCAUGGCGAGCGCUCUCCCAGCCGCCGGCUUCCUGUAUUGGGUGGGCGCGGGCACCGUGGCCUACCUGGCCCUGCGCAUCUCUUACUCGCUGUUCACGGCCCUUCGGGUCUGGGGCAUGGGUCACGAGGAAGGGGUCGGUCCCAGGCUCGGAGAAUGGGCAGUUGUCACAGGUAGUACUGAUGGAAUUGGAAAAUCAUAUGCAGAAGAGUUAGCAAAGCGUGGAAUGAAGGUGGUUCUUAUCAGCAGAUCACAGGAUAAAUUGAACCAGGUUUCCAGUGACAUAAAAGAAAAAUUCAAAGUGGAGACAAGAACCAUUGCUGUUGACUUUACCACAGAAGAUAUUUAUGACAAAAUUAAAACAGGCUUGGCUGGUCUUGAAAUUGGCGUAUUAGUGAACAACGUGGGAAUGUCAUACGAGUAUCCUGAAUACUUUCUGGACAUUCCUGACUUGGAUGGUACCAUCAAGAAGCUGAUAAAUGUUAAUAUCCUUUCAGUUUGUAAGAUGACACGCUUGGUGCUGCCUGGCAUGGUAGAAAGAUCCAAAGGGGCAAUUCUGAAUAUCUCAUCUGCCUCUGGCAUGUUACCAGUUCCACUGCUGACCAUCUACUCUGCAACCAAGGCUUUUGUAGACUUCUUCUCUCGGUGCCUUCAUGAGGAGUAUGGGAGCAAGGGCAUCUUUGUGCAGAGUGUCCUGCCAGGCUAUGUAGCCACAAAAAUGGCUAACAUCAGAAAGCCAACUUUGGAUAAACCCCCUCCGGAGAUAUUUGUGAAGUCUGCGAUUAAAACAGUAGGAUUGCAAUCCCGGACCAAUGGAUACCCCAUCCAUUCUCUUAUGGGCUUGGCAUUGACCAACCUGCCUCCUUGGAUUUGUUAUAAGGUGACCAUGAGUCUCAACAAGUCCACACGGGCUCGCUAUCUGAAGAAAACCAAGAAGAACUAAGCACUGACAA